Messenger RNA from Alosa alosa (allis shad), 1081 nucleotides. RefSeq names its product Bet1 golgi vesicular membrane trafficking protein-like (gene bet1l). The transcript has 4 exons. The coding region runs from base 137 to 469 and encodes 110 amino acids. The record is from RefSeq and is a predicted model, not a curated record. Gene Ontology annotation, cellular component: SNARE complex; Golgi trans cisterna. Gene Ontology annotation, biological process: retrograde transport, endosome to Golgi; regulation of retrograde vesicle-mediated transport, Golgi to ER. NCBI's taxonomy places the organism in Eukaryota, Metazoa, Chordata, Actinopteri, Clupeiformes, Clupeidae. Gene Ontology annotation, molecular function: SNAP receptor activity.
CUGAGAGGAUACUCUUGGCUCUAAUCAAGGUAGCAGCUAAACGGGCUCAGCUCUAACUAAAUCUAAGAAUGUACGUCUAAUACGUAACACCAUAGACUGCGUAACACUAGUUGGCUUCGUGGAGCGUCGGGGAAAGAUGGCUGAGUCGUGGAACCGAGGACAUGGCAGUGUUGAUGAUAUGUUGGAUGCAGAGAAUAAGCUUCUGGCGGAAAACCUGGCGACCAAAGUCUCCAGGCUAAAAUCGCUUGCUUACGACAUUGACAAAGACGCAGAAGAGCAGAACAGCUACCUGGAUGGCAUGGACUCCAAUUUCCUGAGUGCCACUGGUCUGUUAACAGGAAGUGUGAAGAGAUUCUCUACCAUGGUGCGCUCUGGCAGGGACAACCGCAAGCUCCUGUGUUACGUCUCAGUGGGGCUGGUGCUGGUCUUCUUCCUCCUGUACUAUUUGGUGUCCAGGGUCCAGAACUGAUCGCACAGCUUUUCUGGGUGGGAAGACUGACCUGUAUCUCAGUUUUAUGAGAAGUAACCCCUCAUUCCAGUGGGUACCUGUUUACAUUUCUGUGAAAAAUGUUUUGUGGGUAUACCUACCCUUUUUUUAGGGAGAAAACGGGAAGGGAGUAUUGCACGCUGAAGUAAGACAAUUUGUCUCACUGCCACCAGUGUCUGUAGAGGGAUGUCUGAUGUGUACUACGUGUGUGUGUGUGGGGGGGGGUCAGAAUGAUGUAUUAUUUAGUUAUUUGCACCUAUUUAAAUAGUUAUUUGGGCAAACUAAAUACUUGCUAAUCAUAGUAAUGAUGAUGGUGGUGGUUUGUUUCAAUUAAUUACAAAUCAAAUUCCUCUCUGACUUCAUUAUGAGAUCAGAUACGUGUUGUCCUCUGAUUUCAAACAUUUGAACUAAAAAUGUUUGUAUUUGUAUUUGUCACACAAACAGUUAAGAUGUUGUCUUUUAUUUUGGUCUGUACAGAAUGGUCAUUUUUAAUAUCCAAAGAAAAGUAUGAGAAGUUUUAUUAGAUUCUCAUUAUGAUUAUUUUUCAUUUCUUUGAAUUUCCCCUGGGGAUCAAUAAAGUAUCUAUCUAUCUUA